Biomphalaria glabrata is the source of this 1841-nucleotide messenger RNA. RefSeq names its product tumor necrosis factor receptor superfamily member 6-like. The transcript is spliced from 5 exons. Bases 164 to 733 code for a protein of 189 amino acids. Gene Ontology annotation, molecular function: protein binding. NCBI's taxonomy places the organism in Eukaryota, Metazoa, Mollusca, Gastropoda, Planorbidae. The record is from RefSeq and is a predicted model, not a curated record.
UAAAUAAAUAGGUUCUAUGUGUUAAAGCGGUUUUAGUGUUCUCUUUUAUUGCCCUUUUUCUGUUGGUAUUAAAGCGACUUAGUUGAAUCAAAUAGGCUUCUGCACUUCCCGAUGAAAUGCUGAAACUAGUUCAUGUGCUGUUGGGUCGACAAAGUAUGUCGAAAUGAAAACAAGUCUCCCGAUUGCGUCACUUCUUAGCUCAGUCCUCCUAAGUGCUUUAGGAUGCACACUGAAAGACUCGCCCUUUGGAUGUUUGUCGGGCCCCUGUCAAGCUGGAGAGUAUUUCAAUAUCACUACCAAAUACUGCCAACCAUGUCCCGAAGGAACCUAUCAGGCAGCCGACAGACACAACUGCACUUACUGUAGGUCCUGCUCCAAGGCAAAUGUCCUUAACAACGAGGUCGUGCAGUUUAACUGCACUCGGACGACGGACGCUAAGAUUGGAUGUAGGAAAAAGUAUUGGAGGACUGUAGAAAACCAAAAUCCACUGCACAAUGAAUAUUCGUGCUGGCAAUGUACGAAGUGUAAAGGGGGAGAGAAGCUAGUUAAAAGAUGCACCGAGUCAGAAAAUACAGAGUGUGCUCCCUUGGAAACGAAACCUACUACACUUACUACACCAAAACAAAGUGACGAGAGGCCCAUAGCCAACAGCUCAGCCCGCUACAUGUGUUACAUCUUACUUUUCAUUUCAGCUAUUGUUUGUCUUGCCUAUUUUUUGAGAGCCAGAAUAUGAGCGCUUCAUAUGAAUGCUGACCUAUCUAUCUAUCUAUCUAUCUAUCUAUCUAUCUAUCUAUCUAUCUAUCUAUCUAUCUAUCUAUCUAUCUAUCUAUCUAUCUAUCUAUCUAUCUAUCUAUCUAUCUAUCUAUCUAUCUAUCUAUCUAUCUAUCUAUCUAUCUAUCUAUCUAUCUAUCUAUCUAUCUAUCUAUCUAUCUAAUCUAUCUAUCUAUCUAUCUAUCUAUCUAUCUAUCUAUCUAUCUAUCUAUCUAUCUAUCUAUCUAUCUAUCUAUCUAUCUAUCUAUCUAUCUAUCUAUCUGCCUGACUCUCUCUCUAUAUAUAGAGAGAAAUGUGUGUAUAUACAUAUAUAGGCAAUACAUUAUAUUUAAAUUAAUUAUGUAAUUUACAUAUACACAAUUAUGCAUAUGUAUUUUUUCAUUGUUGAUUUCUUUUAACGCCUCUUUUUUUUCCAAUUUGCACAAGUGUUGCUAAUUGAAUGAAUGUAAAUCUAACGUUUCCUUUGAGACCUUGAUGUCUCUUGUAAUGUGUAACUAGUCGAGACUAUGUCUCUUAAACGUAUACUCGCCUUCUCUUGCCAGUCUGAAACAUUGCGAAGGAUCCAAGUAGCUGUAACAUUUUUUUCAUACCUUUUACCGAUGGCUCAUAUGCUCAUAUGCCCCAAGAUUCUCGGAAUUAAACAAAAAAUUCAAUAUACAACAAAUGACUUUCUUCUUUAAGCUCUUUUUUUCAAAUGAUUAAAUUGUAAGUAUAAAUGCCAGUUUUUAUCUUCUUUUUAAACUAAAAUGGCAAAAAAAACAUUCUUGAAAUGUAAUAUGUGAAUUAAUUUCUUUACUUGACCUACAGAUAUAUUUGGGACCAAACAUAAACGUCAACCUUGACCUUUGGUUGUGCUUAUUAUCUUAUGACAAAUAAAUUGGUUUUAUAGAUGUUUGUUUCAUAAAAUUGAGGACUGUCAUUAAUUUAUCUUUUUGAUGACGUCAAACACAUGAACUAAGUUACUCUCUAAACCAAAUGCACAUGGUUUCUGACAAGAUUAUAUGUUCCUUUGCCCGUAUUGCCUACGAUGAAUUAUAAUUAAUAUAGACCCAAAGCGAACUUGAUUUUGC